Molecule: messenger RNA, 1046 nt
Organism: Oryctolagus cuniculus (rabbit)
Lineage: Eukaryota; Metazoa; Chordata; Mammalia; Lagomorpha; Leporidae
Gene: LACTB2
Product: lactamase beta 2
Cellular component (GO): mitochondrial matrix
Molecular function (GO): single-stranded RNA binding; RNA endonuclease activity
Source: RefSeq, a predicted model, not a curated record
CUGCUGAGCUGCCCAUCUGUGCCUUCUCGGCUUCCUCAGCGUAGCGUGAACGCUGCCCCGGCCGGCCCGCCCGCCCGCCAGGCCUGUUCGGCGCUCGGGUUGCCGAGUAGGCGACGUGCCGGUGGGCUUGGUGUGGCGGAGAUGUCUGCCACUCUGCAGCGCAUUGAGCGGCUGUCCAGCCGGGUGGUACGCGUGUUGGGCUGUAACCCGGGUCCCAUGACCCUGCAAGGCACUAACACCUACCUGGUGGGGACCGGCUCCAGGAGAAUCCUUAUUGACACUGGAGAACCAGCAAUUCCAGAAUAUAUCAGCUGUUUAAAGCAGGCUCUGACAGAAUUCAACACAGCAAUCCAGGAAAUCGUAGUGACUCAUUGGCACAAAGAUCAUUCUGGAGGCAUAGGAGACAUUUGUAAAAGCAUCAAUAAUGAUACUACCUACUGCAUUAAAAAACUCCCACGGACUCCUCACAGAGAAGAAAGGAUAGGAAAUGGAGAGCAGCAAUAUGUUUAUCUGAGAGAUGGAGAUGUGAUUAAGACGGAGGGAGCCACGCUAAGAGUUAUAUACACACCAGGCCACACGGAUGAUCAUAUGGCCCUGCUGCUGGAAGAGGAAAAUGCUCUCUUUUCUGGAGAUUGCAUCCUAGGGGAAGGAACAACCAUAUUUGAAGACCUGUAUGAUUACAUGAACUCCCUAAAAGAACUACUGAAAAUCAAAGCAGAUAUCAUAUAUCCAGGACAUGGCCCAGUAAUCCAUGAUGCUGAAGCUAAAAUUCUACAGUACAUUGCUCACAGAAAUACUCGAGAAGAGCAAAUUCUUACAUUAUUUCGUGAGAACUUUGAGAAAUCAUUUACAGCAAAGGAGCUUGUAGAAAUUAUUUACAAGAAUAUUCCUGAGAACUUACAUAAAAUGGCUGAACAUAAUGUCUCUCUUCAUUUGAAAAAACUAGAAAAAGAAGGAAAAAUAUUCAGAAGCACAGAUCCUGGCAAGAAAUGGAGAGCUGUUCUUUAGUUUCAGAUUAAUUAAAGCUUUGUUCCAUUUUGCUUUUA